GAGCGCGCGGUUACGUGCAACUCGGCUACAGAUCGGUUGCACUUUAAUCGGGUUCUUAACUUGUAUUUUUCGAAAGGAACCGCAAACCCUACGAAUAUGAUAGUCUAGUGAAUCGCGUAGUUAGCUUCCAAUUGUCUUGUGUUUUUUUUUAGUUUAGUCAAGUGCAUUGUCAAACGGCAUCUGUUCAAAAUUUACGUAAAUCUUUUUACUCCCAACAUAACCUCGUUGUCUUUGUGUGUUUGAAUUGAAAACAAAUAAACCCGAAAUAGACAAAAAUAUAAAGUAUUUUGUGGCAGACAGCUAUCAACAAUAUGUAUGAGUGAAAUUGACAGUGGCAAAUGUCUCAGAAUUGGGCCACUGAUAAUGACCGAAUUGGCCAAGUUGAGUGCAUGAAGAGCAGCAACAGACAAAAUGAAUCUCUAUACAAUAUACGACUGGAUUACAUCAUUGCUACGCACUCGCAGUGGCAGCGCCUUCUACAAAGCAAUCGAGGAGCCAGAACAGGCGGAGGAGGAAGAUCUCGAGGCAGCCACAACAGCAAUCACAGCUGGUUUAGCUGCCCGUCGCUGCAGUGCGCAACAUGUUGAGGUCGAGUUCAUACCAACAUUAGAUUUCGUAUUCCAAAAAGCGCCGCCAGCAGCAGCAACAGCAGCGAGCACAAGCGACGAGCAAUCGCAACAUGUUGCCGCUGAGAUAUCAGCAACAUGCGAUGAUAAUGUUGACACAAGCAAUGAUGAUGAUAAUGACAAUGCCUCGACGCACACGUACAUAAUCUCACGAAGCAGCUUUACAGCAAUAACAACAAGUGGAAGUGGGACAAUCUCGAGCAGCACGCCAUACGCGGUUACAUCAACUGACACCGCAGAGUUGUUGCGGCAACAGAAUCAACUCAGUCUCACCGAGGACGAGCAGACAAUCUCGUCGUUUAGCAUUGAGCCACCGACUAGUUCCAUGACCAUUGACAUGGCGGAGCCACAACAGACAAGAACAACAGCAACCACAACAACCACGACGACGAGAAGUGAGGCAACGAGCAGUGGCGAUGUGUUGGCUGCCAAUACCACAACAACAACGACCACGACGAGCAGCAGCAUAGAGGAAGACAUUGAGGAGGCGAUUGACUUGAGUGAAGUGGAGGAGGAGUUGCUGCAGUCCAACAUUGAAUCGCUGUCUGGGGCAGCGAAGCCAUCGCAACAAAGUGCCAAAGUGGACGAGAGCAGCGAGGAGGCGGAACAGUUUCGCAUUGAUGAUGCACAGCUCUCGGGUGGACAGUUGGCACAACACUUCCUUGUGGAUGACGACGAGAGUGACGAGUUAGAUGUGGCGCCAAGGGAACACACAGUGCUUUCUGAGGAGCAUGAAGAGCAGCUGGGCGAUGAAGAGGAGCAAGAAGAUGAUGAGGAAGAUGAGGAUGACGAUGACUUUGACAUAAGUUUGCCUUUGGAGCAGCGCAAAGUGGUGCACUCGCGACACGAGGACAACCUGGAGUUGCCAGCAGGCGAGGCAGACGCAAGUCUUAGCAAUCAAAGCACCACCGAUGAUGUGUCCGACUUUGGCGAUGAGCCGCAGCAUGCAACGGCCACGGAGACGGAAGAGCAGCUGGCCAGCGAGAGUGUGGCACAGACAGCCAACUCGCAGGAGCCGGAAGAGCAGUCAAAGCUGGAGCCAAGUGAGCUGGAGCAACAGGAGCCAGAGCAGCAACCAAGCGAGGCGCAACUGGAGCCAGAUCAAAGUGAUCUGGAUGCUCACAGCGAACAAGAUCAUUCGCUAGAAGAAAUCAUGGCCACAAACGAAUCUGUAGAGAUCACCUAUGAUCCCGAGGAAGCCGCUGUCAGCAGUUCCAUGCACUCCACAUCGCCUAAUAUUGGCAUGGUGACAGAUCUGGAUGUUGUCGAGGAGGAAGAGGUGAAAACGUUCCAGCUGCCACAAUUGAAGAGGCCGCAAAUCAUCGAACGCAAGCAUGCAACAAUGCUGGAAACGUUGCAGCUGCAGCCAGAGCAACCAUUAGAGUUGACUAUCCUAGAUAUGGACGAGGACGAUGAAGAUGCCGCCGAGGAAUGUUCGUUGCAGCUGAUGAAGUUGCGCCUGAUGGCCAUGCAUCAGCAAACGUUGGCCGAGAGUGCGGGCAAAACAUCGCCCACCGAAUCAGCCAAUUCUAAUGAGAAUCCCGCUAGCGGCGAACUGAAGCAAAUGGAGCGAGUGGCGCUGCCCGAGUUCAGCAAGGAUGUGCUGGAAGAUAUUACGGAGGAGAGCGAACGUCAGCUGUCGCUCAGCACCGUCGAGGAGCCGCAGUCGUUGUCGAUGGAGGAGUCCAAGACGCUGCAGGCUGGCAAACCGGGCAGCAGCUCCAGUGUGGUCAGUCUGAAUAUGCUGAAGCAGCUGGAGGCGAAGGUGCACGAUCUAUACACACAGCUGGAGACGAAAGACAGCUGCCUAAACUCGCUAAAUUUGCAGCUGGAGGCAGCACGUCGCGAAUCCAAUACGGGAGGUUCUGUGUCGGCACGUGACAGCAGCUCGUUGGUCACCAAUUCGACGGAGUAUCGCACAUUUCAGGAUGAGUUUGGCGCACCCACUCUUGAUAUCUAUGUGGAGCUGUCGCGACGGGAUGAAAUCAUUGCCAAGCUCACCGAAUCCCUGCAGCACUCGCUGAAUGUGCGUGGCCAGCUGCAGACGGAUGCAGAGCGUCUGGGCGGCGAGGUGCAGACGCUGCGCAAGCAACUCCACGAGGCCAUCGACACGGUAAAGCGCACAAGCGGCGCCUGGCAUGAUCAGGACCAUGGGCAACGCAUCUCCGAGAUAUCCAUGGAUUUGAUUAGCGAAAGCGACGAUGAUUUUGAUCGCAAUUAUCUUAAUGACCCCGAAGAGCGUGCAUCACGAAGCUCGAGGGAGAGACAGCUUUCGGUUCCACGACAGUCCACGUCAGUCGAGGAUCUGGGCGUCCAGCCCUUAGCACCCGAGUGGCCAGCUGCCUUCAGCAAGCAGAUCGAACAGUUCCAAAAGUGUCUGCUACCCGGCGAAAUGCGUCCAUUCCUGAUGGUGCAGCGCAAGUUCGAUGACUUCCUGUCGCAGCAAUUGUUGCAGUGUCGCGAGCAAUCGGAGAAGGAGCAUAAACUCAAUCGGGAUCGAUGGGAGAGCGAGAAACUCAUUAGCGAACAGACCCAACAGGCAGCGCACACCAAGGAAAUGGAGGAACUGCGCAAGUACUUCGAACAUCGCUGUGCAGAUCUCGAAAAACAGUUCUCCGAUGAUGUGUUCUCGCACAAGUCGCAGCAUUUGGGUGGCGACAGCUCAUCUGAGUGCUCUGAGGUGGAGCAGCUGCCCGAGGAGGUGGCGUCCAAGGAGCCUUCGCCACGCAAGCGAAAACGCGCUGAGCUGCUGCUGAGUCCCAGUCAUCGACAGUUAACUCCUAGCGGUGUUGAGUCCCUGGAGACUGCAAAGGAUAGCAAAGAUCAUUCGCGUGAGGUUGCCGAUCUAAAGGUGUUCUAUCAGACGCACAUUCACGAGCUGAAACGCGCCAACGAGGAUCAGGUUCGCAAGCUGACCGAUCGCCUGCGAUUCUACGAGCGUCGUCAGGCGGAUGAUGAUUACCUGUCAACAACACCCAAAUCACCGCUUACCUGCCCAGCCAACGAAGAGGAGGCGCCGCCAACGCCUGCCCAGAAUCCGAAUGCGUCGCUAAUCAUAAUCGACGAGGACGAACUGAAUUUGAAUAACGAAUCGCAAGUGAUACAGCGCAUCAUCGAGGAGUAUGAGCGUCGCCUGCAAGAGCAAUUGGCGUUGGCACGCCAGGACAUUGCCACCGAGCUGGAGCAGCAGAUACAGAAUUUGCUGUCGGAAAGUCCAGUGGACGAUCACAACUGGCCAAAGGAGCUGAUUUUGCUGCGUGAGAAGUUUACAGCAAAGAGUCAAUUGGAGAUAACACAACUGAACAUCAAACAUGCUGAAGAGAUGUCACGGAUGAAGCUGGAAUACGAAAAACAACUCAGCCGCAAGACCAAGCGGCACCUCACCUUCGAUUCUGGUCGUGACUUGGAGAACAUCAUCAACGAGCGCGAUGGCUUGCGGGAGUUGUCAAAGAGUUUCCGCAGCGUGCUCUGCCGUUUGGCCAAGUGCGUGGCCAACUGCGAGGAUGAUUUAAAUGCCACACUAUCCGAGGAAGUGCAGCGCAUUCUGGCCCAAAGUCGCAAUCAAGAAGGCGGCGAGGAUUUGGAGCAAACACUCAGCAGUUCACUGCUGCAGGGUUCGCUUAAUGCCACAAAACAGUUGCGACUCGUGCCUGAUGUGCACAGUCUGCUGGAGGUUGUAGAAGAUCCCAGUCUUGUGCAAUUCAUUGACAACAAAAGUCCAGACGAUAAUAACGAUGACUUUGACUUGGGUGAUUGCUUAGAACGCUUGAAAUCCGAGGCUGCAUAUUUGCUGCAAUUAUCUGAGGAUCUAGAUAAACAUGGCAAUGAAUCGGGAGAUCCAUUGGAUGAGCCCGAGAAACAGGAGCACGAAGUAUGCUGCGAAGCUGAAAAUGGCUUAAAAACAACAGCGCCAUUGCUGGCAGCACAACAACAGCUGUUGCACAAGCUGCUGCGCACCAAUUCCUUGAAUGAUCAGCAUCUUGGUGUGGCUCAUCAGCGCAAGACCUCUCAAGGUGUGCUGCCCAGCAAGCCACUUUGUUCUCUGCCCAUCGAUCUGCAGCAGAAUUCAGGCAAUGCCUCCGAGUUAAGCUUCCAGCUGGUGGAGUUAAAGAAUCGUCUUAUCAAAUCGGAAACAGAUCGCCAAAAGUUGCAACAACAGCUGACCCACACCAUCGAUCGCAAUGCCGAGCUAGGCGAGGAACUGCAAGCUCUUCGCGAUCAGCUGUCGCAGCUCAACUCGCUGAAUCACACAGAUUAUGCUGAGGGCUAUGGGCUGGGUGAUAUGAACAUUCAUCAAUCCCAGGACCAGACAUCCGCCAGCUUUGCUCAGCUUCAGGAGCGUGCGCGUCAUUUGCUAACUUCGCCGACGAAGCAGUCGGCACAAGAUCCGGGGAAUGCCACCGUUGCAUUGUUGCAGAUGAUUGAGGACUUUUGCCGUGAGGGUGACAAAGUGGUUGAGUCCGGCAAGAAGGAUCGCAAGGAUCUGCAGUCUCAGAUUGACACCGCUGACAAACAGCUAAAGGCAACGCGGUUGUUCCUGGAAGAACAGGCUGCCGAACGCGAGCAGGAACGCGAGGAAUUUCAGCGUGAGAUCGAGCAGCUUAAAAUGCAGCUACGCGAAAAGGAAAAAGAGCGCAGCUCCUUUGCCAAUGCCUCCGAGGAGUUGAGGGUAGUAAAGGAGAAGCAUUAUGCCCAGCUGGAGUCGCAUCUGCGUGAUGUCAAUCAACAGCUCAGUGAGUCCAACGCAAAGCGCGACAAGUUCGAGGUGGAAUUAAAGGCCUCAAUAGACAAGAUCUUUGUUCUGCGCGAAAUCAUUUCGGAUCUGGAGACGCAGGUGCAGACGAAAGCACUCAAUGAGCAGGUGAUGGAAGAGAAAUCCAAGCAGCUGGAGGAUUAUGUAAAGCUGCAAAUGCGCUCCCAGGAUGCACUACAACAGGAGGUGCACAGCCUCAAGACCGACAUUGGCGAGGGCUACAAAUCACGUAUACGCCAGUUGGAGAAGAAACUGCAGCAAGGAAUGCCCUCUGCGGAGCAGAGCAUUGUCCUUAACCAGGUGGCUGAACAACUGCGUGACAUUGAAACCACCCUAGAUCAGAAGACAAAAACCCUCGAGUCUCUGCACAAUUCCAACACGGCCUCCAACUCAUGUAGUUUAAGCGCCACAGAGGAUGUUUCUGUCCAUGGUGGCAGCAAACAGCCAACGGCAUCUCAUACUGCUGAAGGUUCUCCCUCGUGCCUCCACUCGCUGACCGUCGAAGGUGUCCAGCGCGUGGCCGAGAAGCUGGACAAGCAUACCCGUGUCGAGGAGGCUGCUAUCAAACGCAUACGUGACCUGGAAAUGCAAGUCACUCAGAUGCGAACUGGCUGUGUGGAAUUGCAGCACGAGCGCGACUCGCUGCAGGGGCGCAUUGAUGAGCAGACGCAACGUAUUUCCGCCUUGAACAAGCGGCUGGAGGAGCAGCGUCAGCGGGCAGAGGAACUGCAUCGUGUAGGCACCUCAGAUCUGAACAAACGUGUCCAUGAGCUGCAGUGCGAGUUGCGUGAUCUAAAUGAGCAAUUGACCGCACGGGAUAAACAAAUGGCCACAAUGCAACAGCAGCUGCAGCGCAGCAAGGAGGAAAUUGCGCGCCUCGAAUCGGAUUUGGCACAACGUAGUCAGCCAGAUCGCAGCCAUAUUGAGCGUCUGGAGGCAGAUGUGCAGCUAAAGAACAACGAACUGCAGAAGCUAAGGGAAAAGAUGCGCACCGAAAUGGUUAAUCGUCUAUCGUUGCCCGAUUUGAUGGACACCAUGUUGGCGGACAAAAACGAUGAGAUUGAUCAUCUGCAGCAGCAAUUGGCGGCCCGGGAACGCGAGCUGCAGGCCGUCAAGGAGAUGAGUCAGGUAUCCUCGCCUGCUGGCGGCAGACAGGAUGCGAGCACCAAGCACAGCGCACGCACACUCAGCGACAUUGGCUCGAUUACCGAGUUCCCCGAGCCGGAAGUCGAUCGUCGAGCCGCAGUGCACAGUCUCAAUGCUCCGCUGCAGCUGCCCGAGGACGAGGGCGGUUUCCUGCAUCAGACAAUGGAUACCUCCAAGGAAGCCGUCGCCAAUCUCACGUACAAACGCACCGACGACCUAAGUGGUUUUGUGGUGGCACGUCCAGUCAACACCUUUGAGCAUCCACACUAUUUCCAGGACCAAAAUGCUUUGGGUUUGACGGCGCAAAGCAGCAGUGGACUGACGCCUGAAUUGGUGCCAAGACAAAUCAAUUUCUCGAACCUAACCGAAGAUUCCAAACUGAAGACGCCGGGUCUAAUGAUGCAGACACCGGACAUGCCCAAGGCAGUGGCCUCGCCAGAGCUACAGCAAUUGAGACAGAAGCUAAGUGCUUUAGAAAGAGAAAAGCAGCAGCAGAAAAGCGAAAUGGAGCGCAAUCUAGAACAACUACAAGCGCAACUUGCACGUGAAAAGGAACAACUGCAACGGCAUCAAAAGCUGCUGCGUGAUCAUGAAGAAAGUGAAGAGAAGUAUCGAUUACGCAUCGAUUCACUGGAGAGCAAGCUGCUCGAAUCGGUUGCCCAGGAGGCUGCGGAGCGAGAUAAUCUGCGCAGGGAAAUCAAUUGCAUCAGCGCAGCGCAUGCACAGUGCGAGCAGCGGCAUCUGGAUACGACAGCAGCCCGCAAGCGUGAAGUGGAGACACUUAAUGCAGAGAUCAAGGCGAAGACGGAGCGUAACAAGGAGUUGGCAGCUCGCUUGCAAGCAACCCAACUGCGCAGCGAGGAGCUGCAACAGCAGGUGAAUGCCUUGGAACGGGAACUGGAGCGACUGAAGAACAGUGAGCACAGCUCCAAGCAAUAUUCCGUGGAUGAGAUUGCACAGCAGGUGGAAAAGGAGCUGAACUACUCGGCGCAACUCGACUCCAACAUAUUGAGAGCCAUCGAAAGCGAGGAAGAGAACAAUUUGGAUAAGAAACUGCACCAGAAGGAGGUGCAAACAGAUGCUGAAACCUCACCUAAUAAUGGCAAUGGACAUGGUACCGAUGACGAAAACUUUACCGGCGAACGUGAGCUGCUGAAUCAGCUGGAGGCAGUCAGAGCUCAGUUGCUUGUGGAGCGCGAUCAAACCGAUAAGUUGAGCAAGGAGUUGCUGGGCGAGAAGCAGCACUCGCAGGAAAUUCAAGAGCAGGAUGUGCUCAUCAUUGAGGCUAUGCGUAAGCGCCUAGAAGCCGUGCUUGAUGCCGAGGACGAGUUGCACAAACAGCUGGACAUGGAACGUGAACGCUGCGAGCGAUUGCAGACGCAGCUAACCGCCAUUCAACGUGCCGAGAGUCGGCGCAACAGUCUUAUGCUUAAAUCCCCCACGGAAUCGCCACGCAAAUCGCCGCGAGCUGACUUCGAAUCGGAGCUGUGCGACAGACUGCGCAGCGAACUGAAGCUGUUAACGGCUCAGAAUGAGCGCGAACGUGAAAGAUCUGCGGAUGCUCAAAGGAAUAGCGAACGCGAGCGACAGCGUUAUGAGAAGGAGCUGCAGGAACGCGUUGCCUACUGCGAACGUCUCAAGCAGGAGAUGGAGAAGCUGGCGCGAGACAAAGAAUCCGCCGAGCUGGAACUCGAGCAUUUCAACGAGCGUCUCACGUUGCAGGCGAAUGAAAUACAGAGCCUGGAGACGCGCAUGGUCACACUGCAGGAGACGGAGACACGUCGAGCAACCACACGCUCGCGACAGCAUCAGGAACAGGCCAAACUGCAGGCCGAGAUUCAUGAGCUGAAGUCUAAGUUGAUAGCAGCCGAAACCACACGCGAGAGCCUCGAGCAGAAGAUCAACCAGCUGCGGUUCGAUGUGACGCGCUCUGCGCAACGCGAGUCCAAGUUGAGCGAGGCCUUGGCGCAUGCCAACGAUCGUCUGGCGCAUAGCACUGAGGACACCGUGCCUGUGCAGUUUAUGCAGAAGAUGAAAGAGAUCAAUACGUUGCUGGAGGAGAACACACAAGAGAAUCGCCAGAUGGCGGAGACGAUGCAGUAUCUGGUGGGCGAACGCAUUGCGCUGCAAAAGAAGUGCGAGGAACUUAGCGCUGGCAACAACAAUGGUGGCAACGCUCAUGUCACUGAGCUGGAGGAACGCUGUCGGCAGUUGCUCGGUCGCUAUCUGCGUGUCGAGAGUCAUCGCAAGGCGCUGGUGUAUCAGAAGCGUUAUCUCAAGCUGACGCUGGAGGGCUACCAGGCGAGUGAGCAGCUGGCGCUGCAGCAACUGGCGGGCGGAACAAAGCUGGCGACGCCUCCCCGGCUCACCAAGAAGAAGCUGUUCAAGACUGUUGCCUUGGCCAUCAUUGCCAUACAACGCAUCAAGUACAUUGGCCGCAUUUGGCAUACUGGCAAGCGUAUUGUCAGCAAAUCUGUGUUCACAAUCACACAGCAGAGAACUGGACCUGGACCUAAUCUGAACGUGCCGACAUCACCUUUGCCCGUGGCCAAUCAAAACCUCAACAUGCCCACCAAUCCCGGCCUGGCAGGACGUCUUAGUUACGCGCCUCCCUCCCCGUCCCUGGUGCCAGCCGUGAACUUUAGUACCUUGCAGCCCAUUGUGUUGGCCCACGACUACAGCUUACAGACGCCAGCGCUGCUCAACAACAAUCACAUCAACAGCCAGAGCAACAAGCACAGCAACAACAACAACAGCAACCACAACAAUAUUAUCACAAAUAACAAUAACAACGAGCACGCGCUGCCAUCGCUGGCCAGUCUGGACUGGUCGACAGCACAAAAGGCACCAAAGCGCGUGCAAUCGCGGCAUCAUUAACAAUACUACUAGUUGCAGCAAGCAAGCUCAUGAAAGAAUAUUGUAUUUGAAGUAAAUUUAAUCAGACGGAAGACAGCAGCCAUACAUAUAUAUAUGAUAGUUAAUGUACAAGUACAAGUACGAACCAUAAAUUAGUGUUAAUGUUAUAUUCCCGCUAACUGUACGUUUUAAGAUGUUUUGUAGUCCCAACAACAAAUAAUUGUACUAUAAACCUAGUUAAGCUCAAACCAAAACUAUAAACCCCAAACACUUAAAUGUAAUCUUAAUAUUAUAUGUACAUGUUUCGCAGCCUUGUAACAAUUUAAUAUAAUCUUGUAGCAUAGGAGACACCCGGACCUUGUUUCGAUCCCAGUAUUUAUACUUAUUAUUAUUACCUUCUAAAAAAAUACAUUAUUUGUUAAGCCUUUGAUUUGAUUAAGUUUGUUUAAGAAGCCGCCAUGUGUAUUACCAUAAGUUUGUUUAAAUUUUUUUAACACCUAUGCGACUGUUUAAUUAUCUUUUCUUUAAGUUGAUUAAAGCCCAAUUAUGCUCAUUACAACUUUUUGAUUUAAUUUCGUUUAAAUUUUGUUGACAAGGCGUCGAUGCGUGUAAGGGAAAGUGCCUUAAUUGUG
Molecule: messenger RNA, 10013 nt
Organism: Drosophila sulfurigaster albostrigata
Lineage: Eukaryota; Metazoa; Arthropoda; Insecta; Diptera; Drosophilidae
Product: A-kinase anchor protein 9
Exons: 14
Coding region: 412-9402 (2996 amino acids)
Biological process (GO): signal transduction
Molecular function (GO): molecular adaptor activity
Source: RefSeq, a predicted model, not a curated record